GUGGUCUUGAAUGGAUCAAAAGGCGAAAAGUAUAAUCAAAUUUUGACCUUGAAUUUUGACACUGACAGUUGAGUUGAUCAAAUGGAAUUUGAACCUGGCUUUUGAGUCAUUGUGUUCAGUUGCAGGUAUACAAUGAAAGCCUCACAUCUUCGACACAACAAAGAAUAGAAAAUAGACGACACAAAACCAUGACACAAGAUUUCAAUGUUGAUGUCGUUGUUGUUGGGGGUGGUCUCUCUGGUUUGUCUGCUGCCCAUUUGAUCCAACAGAAAGAUGCAAGUGUUCGACUCCUUGUGUUAGAGGCUAAAGACCGUGUUGGAGGAAGAACUCUGACAAAAAAGUUGAUGUCUUCAGGUUCGUCUGAGGAUGCAUGGGACUUAGGAGGUCAGUGGGUUGGCAGAACACAGCCAAAGGUGAUGAACCUCAUAGAGGAGCUGGGUCUGACAAUAUUCCGACAGUUUCAUAAUGGCAAGAAGCUAAUGAUGCUUGGAGAUGACAAGAUUCGCUCUUACAAGAAUACAAUUCCCUCCCUGAGUAUAUGUGCGCUUCUUGACUUGAAUCAUUUUUUACAGAAGGUUGACUACAUGUGUCGUCAAGUGCCUGUUGACCAACCAAUCAAAUGCAAGCAAGCAGAGGCUUGGGACAGGAUGACGCUACACAGUUUUAUGCAAAAGACGUUAUGGACUAAAGGUGCCAAAGAUACAAUCGAUGCAACAGUGAGAAUUGUAUUGGGUGUCGAGACAUCACAAAUCUCUCUGCUUUACUUCCUUCAUUACGGGGCAGCUGCUGGCGGUCUUGAGCCUCUUAUUGAAUCUAAUGAAAAUGGUGGUCAGGAAUAUAAAAUUCAGGGUGGUGCACAACAGUUGUCACAGAUGCUGGUAGAUAAAAUUGGUGUUGAAAAUGUUUGGUUAUCUCACCCUGUAUUCAAGAUAACCCAGACAAACAGUGGAGUUACUAUAGACACUCUAAAUGGUAAAUGUGUACAAUGCAACAGAGCAAUCAUCGCCAUACCCCCAAUGCAAUCAGGACGAAUCCUGCAUGAGCCUGACCUUCCUUGUUACAAAAGAGAACUGUACCAAAGGAUGCCUGUUGGCCAUAUCAUCAAGUUUAUAGUCAUAUACAAAAAUGCAUUUUGGAGAGAUCAGGGUUUUAGUGGAGAGAUAGUUUGUCAUGGUGGCCCAACCCAAAUGGAAGGCUGUGAUAGUGGUCCCCUGGGAGUCUUGUUUGACUGCACCUCACCAGGUGGCACUCCCGGUUUAGUAGGGUUUAUAUCGGGCAAACAGGCCAUACAAUGGGCUAACAGGACAGAAGAUGAACGGAAAUCGGCAGUUUUAAAAUCCCUUGUUGAAUACUUUGGUCCUGAAGCCGACCAAUGUGUGAUGUACAUGGAGAAGGACUGGGGCAAAGAAUCAUACAACGGAGGUUGUCCAGUCAGUACUGUUGGGCCUGGUGCUAUGACGUACUUUGCUUCAGGUCUUAGGAGACCAUUUGGAAGGCUACACUAUGCUGGUACAGAGUCUGCAACUCAAUGGUGUGGCUUUCUCAAUGGAGCGAUCCAAGCAGGGCACAGGGCAGCAGUAGAGGUGAUGUACGAACUCCGUCCACAGACAAUUUCCGGGAAGGAGCUGGAGGGUACCGCUUACUGUACCCUACCUUCAGUUGAGCCCCUCCCUAAGAAAAGUCGGCACAUCCUACGAUUCACUUUUGCCCUGGGAGCUAUUGUUGUCUUUGUUGCUGUGGCGAGGAAAGCAUAUUUCCGGAUUGCACUUUAAAGGGUCUUCUUUGUGAAACCAGGAUUUCUUAAAGAUUGAGGUAUCUUUCUGAAGUUACUGAAUCACCUAGAGAUUAAAGGGACUUGUAUCAAGGAAUAACAUGGACAUUGAAAUGAAUAGUAAAUUUAAAUACCACCUCAUAAAAUGUUAGAUGUAAUAAACCAAUUAGCACAGUGAAAUCUUUAAACACCUCUGUUAGUGGAAUAACUUGUUAAAUCA
Messenger RNA from Owenia fusiformis, 1991 nucleotides. The record is from the annotation of a GenBank genome assembly. NCBI's taxonomy places the organism in Eukaryota, Metazoa, Annelida, Polychaeta, Sabellida, Oweniidae.